Marmota flaviventris (yellow-bellied marmot) is the source of this 519-nucleotide messenger RNA. It is a transcript of the gene Fam177b, whose product is annotated as family with sequence similarity 177 member B. NCBI's taxonomy places the organism in Eukaryota, Metazoa, Chordata, Mammalia, Rodentia, Sciuridae. The record is from RefSeq and is a predicted model, not a curated record.
AUGAAGAAAGAUGAUUUCCACCAAUUAGAACGAGAGAAGAGUGAAUCUUCCAAGAAGACUACUCCCAAAAGGAUUAUCCAUUUUGUUGAUGGAGACACCUUGGAAGAAUAUAGCACAGAGGAGGAGGAGGAAGAAAAAGAUGGACAGAGAAUGAAUUCAACACUUGACCUUUCUAAACUCUCAUGGGGGCCCUACCUGUGGUUUUGGGCAGGACGAAUAGCAAGCAGCUCGUUUUCUACUUGUGAAUUCCUUGGUGGAAGAUUUGCUGUCUUCUUUGGUCUUACUCAACCCAAAUAUCAAUAUGUGUUAAAUGAGUACCACAGAAUACAAUAUAAGGAAAGUAACAAAGAAAGGGAAGAGAAUGGAUCAAAGGACCAGGCAGCUAAGUCUUCUAAUGAAAAGUGUCGCCUGAAGACUGGAGUCCCUGAAUAUGGGACCAGACAACAGGACCUGGCAAAGGCCAUUCCUCAGCAGGGCACCUCAUCUAGGGAGGGCUUGGUGGCAGAUACCAGCUCAUGA